Owenia fusiformis is the source of this 1026-nucleotide messenger RNA. Lineage: Eukaryota; Metazoa; Annelida; Polychaeta; Sabellida; Oweniidae. The record is from the annotation of a GenBank genome assembly.
AUUCACACGUCCAUUUUUACUGCAGUCAUCAAGGAGGAAGGUUCUGUGUAGAAAACUGUUGUCGUCAAAUUUAACUUCAAUUUUAAAAUGUAUAUGGGAUUAGAAGCAAAGGAAUACAUCUGGGGCUGCGAACUAACUGGCGAAAAGAAAGAAGUGAAAUGGGAUUUUGAGGAAGAAGACGACGACACAGAAUUUCUUCAACACACCCUCUUCCUGAAGCAUGCUGCACUCGCCAGUGGGGCAAAGAAGGACGAACGCAACUUGGUUGUGGUUUCAACAAAAAACUUCGAUGGAGAAGUCAUCAACCAAACGUUGGUCUCUCUUUCGGUUGGUGUACACGAAAUGUGCACACUGGACAUUAGUUUCGGUCAGGAAACAAUCGUCACCUUCAAGUUAGUAGAGGGAAGUGGACCCGUUCACCUCACUGGUCAACACAUGGUCGAGUUCCCGGAGGAGUAUAGCGAUGAGGAAUCUCAGUAUGAAACAGAGGAUCUCACGGAAGAUGAGGUAGAACAAUUAAAGAAAGAUGCCAAAAACAAAAAGAGGAAAGCUAAUACCCCUAGAACGUCAGGCAAAAAGAAGCGAGGCAAGGUAGAUAACGAAGAGGGUAGUGAGGAAGGAACCGAAGAGGAUGAGGAAGAUGAAGAUGCCACGGAAGAAAGCAUGGAGGAAGAGGGAACUGAGUCUGAACAAGAUGAAGACGAGGAAGAGGAAGACGAAGAGGAUGAAGAAUCUCCUGAGAAACCUAAGAAGAAACCUGGGAAGAAAGCCGCGAAAAAGACUAAUUCAGACACACCAACUAGGACGACCAAACUAAAGCAGCUCAAGUCACCAAGAAGUGCAACCAAGACUGGCUCUUCCAAGAAGGUUGCUGGCAAAAAGGUACAACACCACCAGUACCGGAUACCUCGCUCUAUUGUCCUCAGCAUGCCACCCGACCAGCCAACCAGACAACUACUAAAACAUCCGACUUUCAAACCAGCGCAACGCAAUCUGGCACAACCCAAUGAUAAACCAGGACUUUGA